CAGGUGGCUUGAGCUGACAGAUGAGAGAUCGAUCAUGAUGGUUUCGCAUGGUUUAUUCUGGACACUGUGGAUGGUGGCCUGUUUUGAACAAUGUUUGGGCCAAGAUCUUCAGUUUCCUGAGCUGAAUAAUGGAGCAGUAGGAGGAAGUGUAAAGUUCACCCCUAAUAAUCCACCAUCAACAGCGAUCAACCAAUUUACCUGGCAGUUUGAAACAAUUCUUAUAUUGACUGGAAAGCCUGAUUCACCCACAGUAUCCUCAGAAUAUCAAGACAGAGUCUUUUUGGACAAAAACACACUCGCUCUGGAACUCUGGAAUCUGACUUUCAGGGAUUCAGGAUCAUACAAUCUGUCUGUGAAUACUGUUAAUGGCGAUGAAAUUAGAGAACAAACUUCACUACAGGUGUAUGAAAUAAUAUCUGAUGUGACACUUACUGGUCCACAAGAAACAUUAAUUGAGGAUGAAUCAUCUGCUAACAUCACCUCUAAGGGAAGUGGCAACAUCACCUCUGUGCAGUGGAUGAAGGAUAACAGUCCUCUGUCUUCUAGCAGCAGAAUCAUCUUCUCAUCUGAUAACAGAUCAGUGUACAUUAGUCCAGUGGAGAGAUCAGACACUGGAGAAUUACAGUGUACAUACAGUAACCCUGUCAGCUCUGAGACAGCAAAACACACCCUGAUCAUCAAUUAUGGACCAGAUGGUGUUUCUAUUGAGGGUCCAAAUGUGGUGGAUUUAGGGGUUCAAAUAUUUCUAUCUUGCUCUGCAAAUUCUGAACCUUCUGCUUCGUUCAGCUGGACGUUUAAUGGGUCAGACACUGGUGUGACUACAGACAAAUACACCAUUGAUAAGACUGACUUCAACAACAGUGGAGAAUACAUCUGUACAGCCUUUAAUAGAGUCACAAACAGAAGAGAAUUGAAAACACAUGCUUUACUAGUUCAAGCUGGAGGUGGAGGACUAUCAGGAGGAGCAAUAGCAGGGAUUGUCAUUGGGGUUUUAGUUGCAGUUUCAGGCAUUUGUGGCCUGAUUGUCUAUUUAACAAAAACCAACAAAAUCCCAAAGCUAAAGAGUGAAGCACAAAGAAGUGAAGCACCAGCAAAAAGCAAAGAGAAAACCGACUUAACCUAUGUAAACAUCCCUGGUCACCAGAUGACUAGAGGAGGUGAAACGGCUCAGGGGAAGGGCGGUGAUUCUGCAAUAUAUAUGAAUAUGAAAACAGAUCCAAAUAGUAAAGAAGAUGAGUAUGUAAAUGUAAAACAUGGAGUUCCAAGCAGUCAAAGGUGAAAAAAUGAAGAUACUCUACCGAAAUACUACAUCUGCUACAAGAUGGACAGAGUGUGUACUGUAUGUGUUCAAGGUGGCAACCUGUAUAUAUGUCAUGUUACCAAAAUACCUUUUGAUUUUAACUUGUGUUUCACACUGGAAAAUGAGAUCAAGGCCACAAAUAUUUCUCAUAAAAAAAAAAAGAAUUCUAAGCCAUCAGCCAUAUGCAGCCAUGCUAAGAUUCAAAACCUCUCGUUGACUUGAAAAACAUUACAAACUAAAUAAGAGCAAGUCCUAAUACAAUAGAAGGUUGUACUUGCAGGUGAUAUACAAUAAAAUAGAAAGGACAUGACAUACUUUUUACAUACUCCUACAGUAAAUGCUUCUUAUUUAAUGUUUAUUUACAGUUUUUGAAUUACUUGGUGUAAUUUCCUAUAAUACACUGUUAGCUACUACUGCUUCAAUCAAACAGUUUCUCUGAAAUGAUCAGCCAUAUCUUCACCGUGCUUGCACUGGCCAAUACAUACAUAACGCAAUGAGCUUAUACUUAAAUCACUUUUAGACCUGACUACAAUGUCACCUAGAGAUAAUAAAGAAGGAAGUAGUUAUGCUUUAUCAUAAACAGCGUGUUGUGAUAAUAAUAUUUAUAUACUUAUAUAAAAGUUGUAUUAUCUGAACAUCAAAGUAGAUUGUUUAUCAUCUUUCCAGUUAAUAUGAUAUAACUACUGUCAUGUUGUUUAAAAAAAAAAAAA
Danio rerio (zebrafish) is the source of this 2010-nucleotide messenger RNA. Its product is annotated as zgc:198329. The record is from RefSeq and is marked validated. Lineage: Eukaryota; Metazoa; Chordata; Actinopteri; Cypriniformes; Danionidae.